AUGAUACCCAGGGUCAAGUUCCUCUCCACGGGCGUGGUCUCGAGCUCAUUGGCGCAUGGUUUGAGCCCGUUCACGGAGAAUUGGCAUGAGCUUGCGAAUGCUAUCGGAGGGAAGGCAAGAGAACGGGCAGGACGGGAAGAUGCAGUAAGUAGCACCGCGGAGCCCCGGCCGAACCCACUUUCAGGAGCGGACCCAGGGACCAGGCUCGGCUGGCUCGACCUCGAGAUUGAGGACGGAUGGCCGUUGCCCCAAUCCAUGUUGAACAUGGCCGAAUCCGGUGAUCUCCACAUAUUUACGCAAGGUGAGGACAAAUGGGAGAGACACCAGGAGGGCGUUGCAAGAGACUACGAGCGGCGGCCCCCUGGUUACCCGCUCGGCCUGGUGAAGCGAUCACAGCGACGUCCAAGGACAGAGGCUCGAUUGGUCCCUGACCGGGUCGGGUUUCCAGCCUAUUGCGUGCUGCAACGACGGCCUCGGGCUGUGAAUGGCCCAGAAGUCUUGGGACGAUAUGGGCCUGUCCUGGUCAACGCGGCGAAUGGGAGAGGGAGUUGGCCCCGGGAAACAGAGUUUGACAUCCACUUCUGCGCCACUUAG
This is a messenger RNA of Diaporthe amygdali, 594 nucleotides long. RefSeq lists its product as uncharacterized. Lineage: Eukaryota; Fungi; Ascomycota; Sordariomycetes; Diaporthales; Diaporthaceae. The record is from RefSeq and is a predicted model, not a curated record. The transcript is spliced from 2 exons. The coding region runs from base 1 to 594 and encodes 197 amino acids.